Oncorhynchus kisutch (coho salmon) is the source of this 5434-nucleotide messenger RNA. Its product is annotated as B-cell lymphoma/leukemia 10-like. Gene Ontology annotation, cellular component: cytosol; CBM complex. NCBI's taxonomy places the organism in Eukaryota, Metazoa, Chordata, Actinopteri, Salmoniformes, Salmonidae. Gene Ontology annotation, molecular function: transcription coactivator activity; NF-kappaB binding; protein kinase B binding. The record is from RefSeq and is a predicted model, not a curated record. Bases 2624 to 3376 code for a protein of 250 amino acids. The transcript has 4 exons. Gene Ontology annotation, biological process: positive regulation of extrinsic apoptotic signaling pathway; adaptive immune response; apoptotic process.
UCCUUUCUCCUUUUUUAAUCAAAUUAAUUUUUAUGAUUAACAAACAAAUAUCAACAAACAAAAGAUGAAUAGUCACAAAGAACAAGCAUACAUACAAACUAUUUACAUUGCCAGGAAUCCCCAGCUAGUUAGUUCCUGGUUGUGGCUAGAAACAUCUAGCCUGGCUAAUGAUGAGCAACCCAAUAUACCAGCCUGGUCUCACUAGACGUAACGUAGUAAAGAUAUCUCCAGGACACUCAUUAGUAGAUAUGUUACAUGUGGUAUGGUUACUGAAGACAGAUGGUUACUUAAGGCAAAAACUAAAAGAUGGUGGUUGGUAGGGGUGACGUAUAACUCGAAUGUCUAGCAACCCAAAUGUUGCCUGUUCGAAUCUCAUGAGUUCCUAUCAAAGUAAGUGCCUUAUUUUCUGUAUAUCGUGUUGUUUCUAUUGUAGCAUAUGUAUGUAUGUAUGGAGCAUAAUGUAUUUACAGUUUUAUUAACAUGUUUUUAAGUACUGGUGUCAAAUAAUGCAUUCUGAUUAUUGCAUAGACUGUAAUGGACACCUAUGAUGUGUGUAAAAUAUUUUUUUAAAGGUUGUACUGAUUACAAUGAGCUAAUGCUAAGCUAUUUGCCAGCCAUGUGUGGCGCCAUCUUUGUUGACAUUAUACAAUGCAUUCUGGGUGUCAUGUAAACAUCUGUCAGACCAAAGAUGUUAGAAUGAAGAGGUCAAAAGGGGGGUUAACCUUUUCACACGUACCAACAAACGGGUGUGAUCAUUCUACAGUGGUCCCUGCAGCGUACACUCAAACCGGUGUGAUUAGAAUGCUUAUUGCAAUGUAACAGUAUAGCUUCCGUCCCUCUCCUCGCCUCAAACCAGGGACCCUCUGCACACAUAGACAACAGUCACCCUCGAAGCAUCGUUACCCAUUGCUCCACAAAAGCCGUGGCCCUUGCAGAGCAAGGGAAACAACUACUUUAAGGUCUCAGAGCAAGUGACAUCACCGAUUGAAACGCUAUUAGCGCGCACCCCGUUAAACUAGCUAGCCAUUACACACUAGGACAAAUGUAGCCUACAUUUUCCGGUUUGGAUGAGAAUUGUGUUAUGCUGUUGCUACUUCUGUGAAUGUCUGAACAUUGAUUCCAAAAAUAAACUGGUCACAUUCAGGACAUAAGGACUGUGUUUGUGCAAAAUGUUUGAAAAAUUUGUGUGGCCAGCUCAAAUGCUGUCAAUCAAAACUGGAUGUUCUAAAUAAGCAUUCUAAUCACACCUGUUUGAGUAUAUGCUGCAGGGAGCACUGUAGAAUGAUCACACCCUUUUGUUGGUAGUGUGAAAAGGUUAACUAUUUUAGCUAACCCUAACAGCAACCCUUAAACCUAACCUUACCCCUAGCCUAGCUAACGUUAGCCACCUAGUUAGAAUUCGUAACAUAUCAUACGUUUGGCAAAUCUGUAACAUAUUGUAUAUUUUGAAAAUUCGUAACAUAUAAUACAAAUUGUCAUUUGUAACAUAACAUACGAAAUGAGUGAUGGACAUCCACAAAUUAAUAUAUACCAUAUGAAAAGUAACAUAUCAUACUCAAACCUGUCUCGAAUUUACAUACAGAAUAAUACGAAAUGUACUGAGACCAGGUUGCAACACAACACGUUGCAUUGGUUAUUAACAUCGUUUUUUUCUAUAUGUUAGCUAAUUGGCCUUUCAUGGUGACGUCCAGAUUCCAGAUGGUGUCCAAUACUAUUCUCGCUCCCCUCGCCCAUCGACUUUUAACUAAGCCAUGCUGUUGUUGUUGAUAGCUAGCCAGCAUAAACUAGCUAGCUAGGAAGGGCUCAUCAGGACUACUGACUGAACCCAUUCGUCUCCAAUCGACUCUCAGCUGCGCGACAACUUCGUCAAUUUGGGCAGGCGAGUCUGUGUAGCCUCGGCUCUCUUCCAAAUUCUAUUGUGGCUAGCUUCACAUAGGUUCUAGUUUCUGUUCGCCAAAUUAGAAAAACAGGUCCCAUGCUUCAGUUAUUUGACCAUGUCAAGCAAAAAAAUAAGAAAUCAGAGAAUAACAAUAGAUUAUUUGAACACUGGGAUAUGUUGUUUAUCCCCGAAUGGAAAAAAACAGUGGUGAUGCGAUAGUAGCCGACUAGUAUAGCGCAACUGAAUGAAAAACACUCAUCAUAAAAAAAAAUUUAAACACUCAUCUUCCACUUGCCCAUACAUGACUUGCGUAAACUCAUCCAUGGAAUCAGGAAGUAAUAAUUGGCAGCGGUUCACUCAUGAGAAACUUAUAUUUACCGAGGCUCUGGAAGCUUCUGUUUUGUAUCGGCAAAUAACUAGACUAUAGGCUAUUAGACAAGAGUUACGCACUGGAAAAUACAAUAUCCGUGUACCGGAAACUAUCUUUUGGUUUAAAUAUUUUUAGUGUGCCAUUUUAAACUCGUAAAGUACCCGGAAGACUUGAAUUUGACACCUUAGGUAGGGUGAGUAGGAUGGAUGUUCCUCACCUGACAGAAGAUGAAAUGGCCGAUAUAAAAAAGGAAAUAUUAGAAGAAUAAACCUUUUUGUUGCACCAUAUCCCUGGAUCUCAUUGAAUGUUUUGGCCAUUUGGAGUGUGGACUGUAUGCGUACGAAACAACCCCUCUUCAGGCUAGGGCAGUGGCUAUGGUCCUGACGAGGCUGCGGCCGUACCUUUGUGAAAAGAUCCGGGCUGACCGUCAUUUUGACUACCUGCGCUCGCGGAAGAUCCUGACGCGAGACGACACAGAGGAGAUCAGCUGCAGGAUCACGCAGACCAAGAAAACGGGCUUGCUCCUGGACUACCUGGCUGAGAACCCUCGGGGGCUGGAUGCCCUGAUCGAGUCCAUCCAACAAGGACGUACGCUCAACUUCCUGAUUAACAAGAUCACUGAUGAAGUGCAGAAGGUGAAGAACGAGAAGAUAGAAUCUCUCAGAGCAGGGGCAUCCAGUUCCACCUCGGGCUUCCUGCCAACUCAGGACACAUCCGGGGUCAAUAAAGACCUCUCCAAGACACUGUCAUAUGAGUCCAACCUGGCAUCCACCAUGUUAUACAACGGAGAAGGGAGCCCAUCCACCUCUGACGCCCUAAGGUUCCUCAACCGGCCUGCUGCCUCCAGCCAUGGGAAGGACGUGUUGUCAUCCAUGCGAGGGGGUAGCAUGGCUGUGUCUUCAUCCGAGGUCUCUUCCACACUGCCCAGGCCUGGAGACCCAGGGGCUCCCCCCCUGCCGCAGGAAGUGCUGCUACUGCCAGAGGCCUCAUCUAACAUGGACGCUGGACCACACAGGAGCACGGCGAUCAGCGGAGGGGAUGUCAACUUCCAGCCCCUGAGGUCACGCUCCACACCCACUUUCAUGUCAUACAGGGACCCUUCACCUCAGCCCCCACCAAAAUCUUAAUGAGACGGGGGUCUGCCCUGGACUACUUCCCAGCAUUACUCAUAACAAACAUUCACUCUUCAAAUGUGUUGUUCGUAUCAGUGUAUGUGUUUUAUCAAUGGUUUUAGAUGAGUGUUACUUUAAAAUAUGUUCCAUGCCUUACAUUAUACACUGGGUCAACCCGAAAGCUGGACAAAACUGUUUUGGGUUCAAUAUGAAAUAAGUAACUGCUUACUAAUGAUGCCUCAAUCAUAAGCUGUACCCUCAUGAAUUUUACUCUGCUUCUAUCAAGUCCUCAUUCGUAAAAUGCCCCUUCCUUACGCAUAGAGAGUUUGGUUGAGACAUACAGUGCCUUCAGAAAGUAUUCAUACCCCUUGACUUAUUGUGGUACAGCCUGAAUUCAAAAUAUAUUAAAUCAAAGAAAAAUCUUGCCUGUUUACACACAAUACCCCACAAUGACAGUUUUUGCAAAUUUAUUGAAAAUUAAAUAUAGAAAUAUUCUAUUUACAUAAUUAUUCACACCCCCGAGUCAAUACUUUAUAGAAGCACCUUUGGCAGUGAUUACAGCUGUGAGUCUUUCUGGGUAAGUCUCUAAGAGCUUUCCACACUUGGAUUGUGCAACAUUUGGCCAUUAUUGUUUUCAGAAUUCUUUGAUCUCUGUCAAAUUUGUUGUUGAUCAUUGCUAGACUUACCCUUUUCAAGUUUUGCCCUAGAUUUGCAAGUAGAUUUCAGUCUAAACUGUAACUCUGUAACUUUCACUGUCUUCUUGGUAACCAGGUUUAACUAUAGGAUUUGCCUGUGCUUAGCUCCAUUCUGUUUAUUGUCCUUAACGAAUAACGAGUCCUUAACAAUUACAAGCAUACCCAUAACAUGCAGCCAAAAAGUGAAUUGCUUUGCCACAUUUUUCUGUGCCUUGUUGCAAACAGGAUGCAUGUUUUGGAAUUGAUGUAUUCUGUCAAUUAUAUUAAUAUUGUGGAGUAACUACAAUGUUGAUCCAUCCCCAGUUUUCUCCUAUCACAGUCAUUAAACUCAUGGUGAAACCCCUGAGCAGUUUCUUUCCUCUCCGGCAACUGAGUUAGGAAGGAUGCCUGUAUCUUUGUAGUGACUGGGUGUAUUGAUAUACCAUACAAAGUGUAAUUAUGCUCAGAGUGAUAUUCAAUGUCGGCUUUUUUCCCCCCAUCUGUCAGUAGGUGUCCUUCUUUGCGAGGCAUUGGAAAACCUCCCUGCUCUUUGUGGUUUAAAUUUUUUACAUUUCAGUAGAUGCUCUUAGCCAUAGCGACUUACAGUAUUUUGUGCUUACAUUGGGUUUUUUUUUGGGGGGGGGGGGGGGUCAUACUGGUCCCUUAUGGGAAUCGAACCCCACAACCUCAACUGAGGGACCUUACAGAAAAUUGUAUGUGUUUGGUACAGUCAUUCAAGUCAUGAGGUAGUCAUUCAAAAAUCAUGUUAAGCACUAUUACUUCACACAGAGUCCAUGCAACUUAUUAUGCUAUUUUUACUCCUGAAUUUAUUUAGGCGUGCCAUAAUAAAGGGGUUGGAUACUUAUUGACUCAAGACAUUUCAUCUUUUCAUUUUUAAUACAUUUGUAAACAUUUCGAAAACACUGACAUUAUGGGGUAUUGUGUGUAUGCCAAUGACAGAAGAAAUCCCAUUUUAAUCCAUUUUAAAUGCAGGCUGUAUCAAAACAAAAUGUGUAAAAAGUAAAGUGGUGUGAAUAGUUUCUGAAGGCACUAGGUUCACUUUAUUCUGGACUUGGACUAAGGUCGAAGUAUGUCGUCAUUCUCCAACACUGCUCCUUUCCUAUGAAUUAUGGGUGCGUGAGUUCAUGAUUAACUGUCAUGAUAUAUCUAUGCUAGCAUCAACAUGCCACACCAUGCCAGCUACAGUAGGGAUUUGUCCUUGUAAGGAUCCCAGAUCAUCAGAAGACAACUUUUCUGUAUUUACACAAAACACUGGAAUAAGUUGUUCAUCGUAUGCAUUUAGGCACACAAACUGUAGUUACAAAAUGUGGUAGGCCUACAUUGAAAUGGUUUGUUUUUACUUAUAUUAUUAAAGAUACAUUUUCUUAUUGUGAUAGGG